This is a messenger RNA of Pedinophyceae sp. YPF-701, 1332 nucleotides long. The record is from the annotation of a GenBank genome assembly. NCBI's taxonomy places the organism in Eukaryota, Viridiplantae, Chlorophyta, Pedinophyceae.
AUGGACAAGCUGAAGAGUCUGCUGGCGGCGAAGAAGAAGGAGACGAGCGAGGUUCGCGGGGACAAGAAAUGGAUGCGGAAGGCGGACCUCGAGGCGGCGCGGCUCAAGCGACUGCGCGAGGAGGAGCAGAGAGAGCUCGCAGCCAAGGCCCGCAAGAAGCCCAGGCUGGUCGACGAGGUGUCUGAGCCGAGCAGGAGCAGGGACGCGGACGCUGCGCGGCGCGGGGGGGUCGCGCGACAGCGCACCCCGGAGGAGGUCAUCCAGCGCCUCCGCACGCUCGGCCAGCCCGCCACGCUCUUCGGCGAGGGCCACCCAGAGCGCGCCGAGCGGCUCCGGCGCGUCGAGAAGGAGCUCGACGUCGACGCGAACGACGGCGAGGUCCACGGCAAGAACAUCGUUUUGGAGAUCCAGCGCGAAGAGGAGGCACAGCGCCGGGCCGAGGCGGCCGUGCGCGCGCAGCAGCGCGGCGCGGACGAGGACGACAAGCCCGGCGAGGACGCGCCCGCGGCGGGCGGCGACGCCGCGCCGGCGGACCCCACGGCCGCGGCGUUCGCGGAGGCGGCGCGCGCGCUGCAGGAGAGGUUGGAGGAGGAGCGGAUGGAGCCGGAGGACCUGAUCGCGAAGUACUUGCGGCGGUGGUGCGACGCGUGGAAGGAGGACAUGGACGCGCGGCCGGAGGCGGUCCGGAACGGCCCCGCGGGCGUGCAGGCGACGAACCUGUUCAAGCAGACCAUGCUGUUUUUCCGGCCGCUGUUCGAGCGGCUGGAGCGGCGGGAGCUGAACGCGGAGCUCAUGGCGGGGCUGUACUUGAUGGUGGAGGCCAUGCGGCAGCGGCACUACCUGCAGGCGUACGACGUGUACAUGAAGGUCACCAUUGGCAACGCGCCGUGGCCGAUCGGGGUGACGCAGGUGGGGCUGCACGAGCGGGCGGGGCGCGAGAAGAUCCGGCUCGGGCACAAGGCGGCGUCGGCGCACAUCAUGACGGACGAGGCGACGCGGAAGUUCCUGCAGGGCUGGAAGCGGCUGCUGACGUUCGUGCAGCGGCGGUGGCCGACGGACCCGUCGCGGUCCGUGGACUUCAACGCGCAGACGGGGGACGGGUGGGGCGCGGCGGGGGGCGGGUCGAUGAAGCAGGCGCUGAUCGAGGCCGAGCAGAAGGGCGAGAAGCCCGACAACAAGUGGGCGUACAAGUGGGCGGUAGAAAACGGGGCCGGGAAGUGCUCCGUGCCGGAGAAGUGGGAGUACACGCUGAAGAGGGCGUACGCGGCGAUGGAGAGGCGGUACGAGACGCAGGCCGCGGACGCCGCGGGCAAGACGGCGGGCGACGCGUGA